Messenger RNA from Toxorhynchites rutilus septentrionalis, 5962 nucleotides. RefSeq names its product ankyrin repeat and BTB/POZ domain-containing protein 2. Bases 244 to 5673 code for a protein of 1809 amino acids. Gene Ontology annotation, molecular function: DNA binding; structural constituent of chromatin; protein heterodimerization activity. The transcript is spliced from 10 exons. The record is from RefSeq and is a predicted model, not a curated record. Gene Ontology annotation, cellular component: nucleosome. Lineage: Eukaryota; Metazoa; Arthropoda; Insecta; Diptera; Culicidae.
AAUGAGAGAAAUCAUUGACCCGGUAGACAGGAGUUACAAAUGUAAAUUCUCGGUGCUUUUUUUCCUGCAGUCCUUUCAAGUAUGCAUCAUAAUGUUAACCGUUGGCACGCGGUCUGAACCCACGUUGACCACGGAAGUCGGUCACGCUGCAUUGAAACGAAAGUGAAAAUGCUUGUCGAACAAAGCAAAAAUGUUAUAACAAUGCCAACACUUGGACAGCGCUAAUCACUGAAGCAACACAGCAUGACGUGUAAGGAGGACUGCACCUGCAGUCUAUGUCGAGAAUUGCGCGGAUACAAACUGAAAGUGAAACCAACGUCCAAAACGGACCGUUCUUCCGGAGAUUGCUCUGCCGCCAGCAAACAAUCUCAGCAAGGUCCGAAGUACUGCAAAAACAGUAAGCUCAGUCGCAACGAUAAUUUUAUCCUCAAGAGACGAAUGUCUUCGGAUUACAAUAAAGAGAGCCGCCAUGGCGCAGCUGUGGCGCCAUCGGCGGCUGUUUCAACGACGGAGAUCGACUACGAGUUUGCGGAACAAACUUCAAUUACUUCACGGCAGCUGAACCGCAUGAAAAAAGCCCAAAGCUACAACGAAAUAUCAUGUUUUUCGAAAGUUAACCGCAAUCGCUACAGCGAAAUUUCGCUAGAACCAAAAAUGAUCAAAAGUACCAACAACCUGACCGAAGAGAAUGACUACUUUAGCUACUUGUCACCCUCAACGCCACCAUCGGUCUCGGCCUCCACGCAAAAUAUCAAGAAUAAGAUCGAGAAGCAGAAAGAUCACAAAGUGAUCAUCUAUUUUGGUGAUAGUAUUAUUAACAAGAAAAGCGAUAAGACGAAACCAGCACCGCCAACUCCUCCGCCACCCAAGGCACCCGAGCUAAAUGUCUUCCACGCACAGCGCCUUUGCGAAGAGACGGCCGAAAUGGAGUUCCGUCGUCAAAAGGCAGUAAUUCCAAAGCCAAAACGUAAAGAUCUUCCCGGUGACCGAAAUGAUCCCCCGAAGCCCGACCGAGAACUUAUGCAGCAGUUGAAGUCGGUUUUGGAAGAGAAAAAUAAACAUUCGUCCAAAUCUGAAAUGCUACGAGCCUCGGAUCCCAUGGGAUCAGGUUGCUCGGCUACAGUUGUAAUAACACCGAAAAAAACCGCAAACAUCGCUUCGGAUGAGUGCAAGCUGCCGGUAGUCAUAGCCGAGAACACUAAACCCAACCAUACCCAAGUGGUGGAAAUACGCAGAAUCGACAAAACCGUGACAACGGAGGAAAACUUCGAUCGACAACUGCCGCCGUUCGUCGAAAGUGUGGUCAAUGGAAUAAUCAACAUUAAAAUCGAAGAGAGCUUCAAAGUGGCGUCGGAUAUUGUGGAAGCAGUAUUUCAGCCAGACAGCGCAGAGGAUAGUUAUCUUUACGACGAAGACGACAUUGGUGAUCCAUUUGACUGGAGUUUUGUGCAGAAUUGGCGGGCACGACCAUCCGGAACGGUUGCAAACGGACACGUCAACUCACCGUCCAACAACAGCAACUCGACCAGUUCGGGUGUAAAUAGCGUCAGUACCAACCUCCAGAAUGGAUCCAACGGACUCUCACCAGGUAACCACUACAUCGCAUCCUCCAACCCGGUCAAUUCUGGGCCCAGAAUUCAGAGUCCCGCCGUAGCUACUCCGGCUCCACGUAUCUCAAAGGAACUUGCGGUACGGCCUUCUAACAGCAACCAAGAUGCGAUCAACUACAAUCUCUCGCCAGUCCAAAAUUUACAGCAAACGGCAGACCCCAACGGCACCAGUAAUAUUGGAAAUAACAAUUUGACCUACAACCCUGUCGCCGUGAGCGUAGAACGAGACAUGGUUCUGACCAAGUACUCGAAUGGCAAUCUCAAACAACAGCAUCAAAGUCCGCAACAUGGACCACAACAAGCUUCUAACGGGCCGAUGCAAUCCCACCAGAUAGUCAUCCAGCAGGGAGCUCCUCAUCGUUCCGUAACCGGCCCAACCAAACUUACCGUCCAGAGUUCUCCGGUGAAAUCGCAGCCAGCAAUGCUCAGCUCUGGGCUGGACAAAAGCAAUGUGAACAUUAACGGCAAUGGAAACAAUUCCAAGCGGCUGAACACCAAUGGAUUGAGCAACAGCAGUGGUAACCUGCUGAACACGCCAGCUUCUUCUGAAGAACCCCUGAACUCUAGCAGCAAUAGCUCAAGCAACGCCAGUAGUGUUAGCCAUCUAAAGCAACACUUCACCCAGAACCCGAUACAGGCCUAUCAUCAAUCCCAACCGAGUUCGCUCGGCUCCAACCAUAAAGGAUUCGGCAUCACACGAACACACCAUCACACGGGAACGCACGAUUUCCGUGGCUUACAGCGAGUUAACGAGUGUCACAGUUCCUCGGAUGAAAAUCGUUCCUCCGGCCACGCUUCGAUGUCCGACACGGGGCACGGGAGCAGUUCUCCUGGUGGCAACCGAAGCAACGGACCACUAGGUCCACUACCGGAGGAUCGUCUAGCGGCUGGAGUGACCAAUCGAAGUGCGCGCUCCCGAGCCAGUACGAACCACUCGAGGCCACGUCAUCGUGCCACCCCGGCAAAAAUUCCAUGGGGAGGCAGUGGAUUGGAGGACAUCAAACUAGCCAUCCAACAGCUCACGAUGCGUUCGCACACCAGUACCUCGACAUACAGUAGUUUAAGUGCAGGAUCGGAGAGUUCCGAGCCCGAGCGCAGACUCGGCCGCUAUAGUUCGCUUGAAACUGUAAAUACUAACGUAACUAGCGCUGAUGAGUUUGUUUGGGUGGACUCUCACAAUCGUCUGGUGGAAUUGCAGCAUCCCCCAUGGAGUCAACACUGUGUGCUCCGUGUACUGCGAUCCGGGCGCUGCAGAGAGCAUUCGGAAAGAGUGUCAGUCGAAGCCGUUCCGAGGCUGGGAUAUCUGCUUCAACGCGCGUUGGUUCGAGUAGCGCGAGAAGUACAACGUCUUUCUGGAGGUUUAGGGCUGUGUUCAAAGCAUGAAGUGUCCGGAGCCUUCAAGAUUGUGUUGUCCCCUGCGCUGGCCGAUUCUUGCAUCAAGGCUUGUCUGAGAGCUGCCGCAAUGUUCGCUGUUCCUGGGGAUAGUGCCCUCAAGCAGAGCAAGUCCGCUAGAGCAGGUCUGCAACUUCCUGUGGGAAGAUUCCAUCGAUGGAUGGCAGACGCACGUCUGGGUAGAUUCGUCCAUGAGUAUGCUGCGGUAUAUCUGUGCGCAGGUUUGGAAAAUUUAUUGGAAGAAAUCUUCUCCCAGUGUCUACCAUCUGAUCCAAAUGCUACCUUAACCGCUAGUGGUCUCGAGCACGCCAUUGCUGGUUCUGGAGAUUUGUGGGGGCUGCUGCAGCCGUAUGCUCAUCUAAACGCAGGUCGUGUUGCUUCUGGAGCACUGACCAUGCCACGCUGGGCUAGUCAAUCAUCAAUCAACUCUAACACCCAAAGUCCCGCCUUAGAACCAUGCUUGCUGACGACUUGCGUGGGGAGUUUGAAUGAGCUGAAGGACUUAGUCCACCGUUCACAGCUGAGGAGCCAACACAUUACGAUGUCACAAUCCGCGCUCCGGGUACUGUUCUACUUCAUGCGUUGCUCACAGUUGGAACAUAACGAUAUCGGAGUUGCGACGAAUGGAGCCGCAACAAACAUACAGGAACUAUGCUACGAGCGGGCCUACGUUGUUCUACCUCCACUGAUCGAGUGGCUACGAGUUUCAUCCGCUCACGCAGAAUAUCGACACGCGCUGCUGAUCGACAAAGAUGACAUUAUGCAGGCAGCCCGAUUGCUGUUACCCGGUGUGGACUGUCCCCCGCGGUUGGUUAUUUCGGAAGAAGAGUUACCUUCGAAGAAACUUACCCUUUCCAGCCAAAGUAUCGCCUCAUCGAAUCAUUCCGGUCAAACCCAACCACUACACGGAUCACUGUCAUCCAAUUCGUCUACCUCCACCAGCAGUAGUACUAUUGAGGACUCGAGCGAAUGCGGACGCCGAGCAACUUAUGCACUUGCGUUUCGUUUGAUGCUAACCGGUCGGCCAGAGCUUCUCAUUCAAGCUCUCUCACUAAUCCCACCCACGACCCGGUACGACACUUUGAAUCAUCAAGGUAUGACUGCUCUUAUGAUCGCUUCGCUUCGUAAUGAUGAGGCAGCUGUUCAGACGCUGCUUGAUGCUGGUGCCGAUCCGAACAUAGAGGUUCCAAUCGUAGGACAUCCGAACUGUCCGGCAAUUCAUCCGGAGACACAACACUGGACGGCGAUCACUUUCGCAGCCUGCAAGGGGAACUACCACGCGAUGCGGAUACUAUUGGAACGAGGUGCUCAUGUGGAAGGAGGCGCUCGCUUAAGUGAGGACAAAUGUACGCUGACUCCAUUACAAGUGGCCAGCGGUGGCGGAGUUGUGGAGGUCGUUUCGCUGCUACUAGCCCAUGGUGCGCACGCAUUUCUAUCAACCCAGCUGAAAGACUCGCUUUGCUUUUCCGGUAGUGCACAACGGGGUUGUUACAGUGCAAUUUCGGUAGCCGCUGCGCACGGUCAGAGAGUUUCUCUCAGGAAACUGCUAUCCCAUCCACUUGCUCCUGGAAGUCGAGAAGUACUCUCUCUGGAAGAAAUGCUCGCCGAGGGAGACAGCACCAGUCGCAGUCAGCUUGAACGCCAACCGGAAGUUCCACCAACGCUGAACAAAACACAGAUCAAAAGUCUCCAAGAAGCUAUGUACCACAGUGCAGAAAAUAAUCAUCUAGAUAUUACCAUUGAGUUGCGCGCGCUCGGAGUUCCUUGGACGCUACACUGUUGGAUGCACGCAUUGGCAGCUGCACACGAACUGAGACUGGAUGCCGUCAUCGAUCAGUUGCUGCAGGAUUUCCUGCAGGUCUGUCCGGACGACUACAGUCAACAGUUCGUAACCGAGUGUCUGCCACUGUUGUUCAACAUUUUCCGCUACAGCAAGAAGGAAGGAACCACACUUCUGUUGGCAGAUAUUUUCAGCACCUGCUUCGGCUGGGAACCAAUCAAACAAAUCAAAGAACCAGUACUGCAGCCAUCGGCUGGAUCCCGAAUCGAUCCAAAGUUCGUAAACAAUCCUGAACUGAGCGAUGUAACGUUUAGAGUUGAGAAUCGCAUUUUCUACGGACACAAGAUUGUUUUGGUGACGGCCUCGCCGCGACUUCAAAGUAUGCUGAGUUCAAAGCUGAACGAAGGCACUGGAACGCCUACAGUGCAGAUCAAUGAUAUUCGCUACCAUAUAUUCGAGUUGGUGAUGCAAUUCUUGUAUAGUGGAGGAUGCAAUACACUGGAUGUAGCCGCUAAUGACGUUCUCGAGCUGAUGGCUGCAGCAAGCUUCUUCCAGCUGGAGGGGCUUCUUCGGUAUACCGAGGCACGUUGUGCCGAAAUGAUCGAUAUCGACAAUGUUGUCGCUAUGUAUAUUCACGCAAAGGUUUACAACGCGCAGAAGUUGCUAGAAUUUUGCCAAGGUUUCCUACUGCAGAACAUGGUAGCGCUGUUGACGUAUGACGAUUCCGUGAAACGACUACUGUUCGCCAAAAAGAUACCCAACCAUGAUGUACUGAAUGGGCUGCUGGCAACGCUGCAAACGCGUAUAAAGGCCAGGCGAAACGGUGCCAACACAUCGGCUCCCACAUGCGCCAACGCGAUCCGGCCUGCUUCCAGUAAUAGGGCAAAAUAAAUCGUAUAUGAUUUUUGUAUUUUUCACUUUAUAUUUUAUUUCUUGAGGGUUUGAAAUAUUAUUGUACAUGUACAACUUAUACAGUUGAAUAGCCAUUUAGGAGUACGUUGGACAAUAUUUAUAUAGAACGCAGUUAACUUGUACAUUUCUGUUAUAAAAUAACACGGAUUAGUAUUAGGGCUGAAGCUUACCUCUAGAGGAGCGUUUAACAGUUACUGUAUUUUAGAGACUUAUUUUAGAAACAUUUUGCCUGCCUAUAAACAAUUUUAUCUGUCCAGUCUAUCGUAAC